AUGGAGUUUGCACUAAUUGCGGGACCCUGGAUCAUUCUUGAUCACUACCUAGCAGUGCGUCUAUGGGAACCAGAUUUUCAGCCUUAUAGGGCUACCAUUGACAAGAUCGCGGCUUGGGUAAGAUUACCUAGCUUUCCUAUGGAGUAUGUUCAGACGAAACUUAUUAAACAAAUAGGUGAUUGGCUGGGAGAGUUCAUAAGGGUGGAUGCUGCAACAAAUACUCUUCAUAGAGGGCGAUUUGCUCGUUUAUGUGUUGAACUGGAUCUAAGUAAACCAUUACAAGCUGAGUACAAAUUAGAUGGAAGGAUUAAAAGAGUGGAAUAUGAGGGUCUUCAUUUAAUAUGCUUUGGCUGUGGCCAAUAUGGUCAUCGUAUGGAAACCUGUCCUACAGUGAGUCGUGUUGAUAGCCAAGCUACUGAUAAAACGAUGAAGGUCAAUGAAGAUAAGACCCAUAGUCAGGAGGAAGGCAAUAAAGAUGGUCUAGUUAACUCGCAAUAUGGUCCUUGGAUGGUAGUCACAAAGAAUAGAAGAGGCAGGUUUGCUGGGUCAAGGUUUGUUGUUUCGGGGAAUAUGAAUGGUGCUGAAGAUGAGGAGCGAUCUCGUAGAAUUCAUGAAGCGGGGAUGCAAACGAAUCUUCAGUUAUCAUCUGAGGUUAGGAAGACCCACUUGAUAUCCAAGAAAAAUAAACAAAAAGGAGUUUACGUGGUGGAUACCGGAACAUCAUACAAGUUAGCAUGCAAAGAUGGGGAGAAUAAUAAUGGGUACGACGCCACUCUUCCAAUCAACAAUGUGGAAUGGGUAGAGGCAGAAAAGAUAAAGGCUGAACAACGUAAUCUUUGGGUUAAAAACAAUAGAAGUGAAGAUAUGUGUAACUCAUCAGGUAAUGGGAAAGACACCUGUGAAAAACAUCUAUCACAAAAGGUUGGAAAUGUGGGGCCCUCUAGUAAUAUUAUAUAUGUUGAACAGCAGCCAUCUCAUGGCCAAUAUGGUCAUUCUCAGGUGCUAAGUUUACCACAUAUUCUUAAACCACCAGAUCCACAAGAUCUGAUGCAAGAAGAUAUUAUAAACAAUAAUAGCCAUGAGGGCUAUCGCCUAGAAGAGCAUUUAAUGAACAGCAUAGAGGAUAUGCAGCCUGAAUGGUCUAAUGAAGAUCACAAUCAAUUGUCACAUUCUUUACGAAUUUGCUAA
Messenger RNA from Gastrolobium bilobum, 1188 nucleotides. RefSeq lists its product as uncharacterized. The record is from RefSeq and is a predicted model, not a curated record. The transcript has 2 exons. Gene Ontology annotation, molecular function: zinc ion binding; nucleic acid binding. Lineage: Eukaryota; Viridiplantae; Streptophyta; Magnoliopsida; Fabales; Fabaceae. Bases 1 to 1188 code for a protein of 395 amino acids.